CACUUCACUUUGCUGAACAAGUGGCAACCAUGUUAGUUCUCUCUCACUUUGCUACCAAAAACCCUACUACUAGAUCUUUUUGUUGGGCCUCACAGAAGCUUUAGGAGGAGAGAGAUAUAGUACUAUUGCCAUGUGAAGAGUGUGAAUUUCACAUAUAUAUUACAUACUUCUAAUUAAAAAACCCUUUUGAAAGUUGGUUUUGUUGAAGAAGUUGAAACUGGUUUUUGAAUCUGUAAAAUUCAAUGGAAACAAGAAGAGGGUAUUCUGUUUUGUGGUUUGUAGCUCUCUUUGGCUUCUGGGCUUCUGCAAAUGCUUUGCUUUCCCCCAAAGGUGUCAACUUUGAAGUGCAAGCUUUGAUGGGUAUAAGAGAUUCAUUAGAUGAUCCACAUGGUGUUUUAGAGAAUUGGGAUGUUAAUGCUGUUGAUCCAUGUAGUUGGACAAUGGUAACUUGUUCAGCCGAUAAGCUAGUCAUUGGCUUAGGAACUCCAAGCCAGAACUUAUCGGGUAGUCUUUCGCCUAGCAUCGGGAACUUGACAAAUCUCCAGAUUGUGUUGUUGCAGAAUAAUAACAUAUCAGGGCCAAUUCCCACUGAGCUUGGGAGGCUUCCGAAACUACAGACACUUGAUCUUUCUAACAAUUUCUUCACCGGUGAAAUUCCCUCUUCUUUAACCCAUCUGAAAAGCCUUCAAUACCUGAGGCUAAACAAUAACAGUCUUUCUGGAUCAAUUCCUUUCUCGUUGGCUAAUAUGACCCAACUUGCAUUUCUGGACUUGUCGUACAAUAAUUUGAAUGGUCCUGUACCAAGGUUUCUUGCUAAAACAUUCAACCUUAUGGGAAACCCAAAGAUAUGCGCAACCGGGACAGAGAAAGACUGCAAUGGAACAACAGCAAUGCCACUUUCUUACCCCUUGAAUAAUGCACAAAGCUCUCAACCUUUGGGGAGGCCUAAAGGUCACAAAUUUGCCUUAGCAUUUGGAUCAAGCCUUGGCUGCAUCUGCCUACUUGCUUUUGGGUUCGGAUUUCUUCUCUGGUGGAGGCAAAAACACAACCAGCAAAUAUUCUUUGAUGUAAACGAACAACUUCAUGAACAAGUAUGCCUUGGAAACUUGAAGAGGUUCCAAUUCAGAGAACUUCAGAGUGCAACAAAAAAUUUCAGCAGCAAGAGCAUAAUUGGGAAGGGUGGUUUUGGAAAUGUGUACAAAGGGUAUCUCCAAGACGGGACCGUUGUAGCUGUGAAAAGGCUCAAAGAUGGAAAUGCCGUUGGAGGGGAGAUUCAAUUUCAGACUGAAGUCGAGAUGAUCAGCCUAGCAGUGCACCGCAAUCUCCUUAGGCUUUAUGGGUUUUGUAUGACAUCAAGCGAAAGGCUUCUGGUGUACCCCUACAUGUCCAAUGGGAGCGUUGCUUCGCGUCUUAAAGCUAAACCAGCUUUGGAUUGGGGUACUAGGAAAAGAAUUGCAUUGGGUGCUGCUAGGGGUCUACUAUACCUGCACGAGCAGUGCGAUCCCAAGAUUAUUCACAGAGAUGUGAAGGCUGCAAAUAUAUUACUUGACGAUUACUAUGAAGCUGUGGUGGGAGAUUUUGGAUUGGCAAAGCUUUUGGAUCACCAAGAUUCACAUGUCACGACUGCUGUCAGAGGAACCGUGGGGCAUAUAGCCCCAGAGUAUCUCUCAACAGGCCAGUCAUCAGAGAAAACCGAUGUUUUUGGGUUUGGAAUCCUUCUACUUGAAUUGAUCACUGGUCAAAGAGCCCUCGAAUUUGGGAAAACAACAAACCAGAAAGGAGUUAUGCUUGAUUGGGUUAAGAAAAUUCAUCAGGAAAAGAAACUUGAUACGUUGGUCGACAAGGACCUGAAAAACAACUAUGAUCGGAUUGAGCUUGAAGAAAUGGUUCAAGUGGCUCUCCUGUGUACCCAAUAUCUUCCGAGUCAUAGACCCAAGAUGUCUGAAGUAGUUAGAAUGCUCGAAGGAGAUGGACUUGCAGAGAAAUGGGAAGCUUCACAGAGAGCCGACACAACCAGGUGCAGAGCAAAUGAGUUCUCUUCUUCAGAGCGGUACUCUGAUCUCACAGAUGACUCAUCCUUGCUCGUCCAGGCAAUGGAGCUAUCAGGACCCCGGUGAUCAAAUUCUAGAAGAGAAACAUGAAAAUAAAUCUGUCACAGAAUGCAACAGCAAGACUAUAUGUGUGGAAAUGAGUUUGUUGUAUAGUAUCAUGAUAUUCUCAAAGCUCUGGAAAGUGGUGGCAACUUCUGACUGUAUAGAAUCUGAUUUCAAUUACUGACAUUUAGGCCGUGUGUUUACGAGUCCUUUUUUUUCUUUUUUCUUUUUUGUAUUGAUGAGUGAAGGAAUUUUCUGGUUGUUUCAAACUUGUAAGAAUAAUGUUGUAAGAAAACAAGGAAUGAGUUUUAAGAGUUGUUUUCUAUAGGGUACAACAGAACUUCACAGAGAUUUGUUUUGAGUUCAAGAGUUUUUGGUAUUAGAAGCAAUCUUAUCAGAAAACUGUCUCCAGUCUAAUACUGU
Molecule: messenger RNA, 2516 nt
Organism: Camellia sinensis
Lineage: Eukaryota; Viridiplantae; Streptophyta; Magnoliopsida; Ericales; Theaceae
Product: protein CLAVATA3 INSENSITIVE RECEPTOR KINASE 5
Biological process (GO): protein phosphorylation
Molecular function (GO): ATP binding; protein kinase activity; protein binding
Source: RefSeq, a predicted model, not a curated record